This is a messenger RNA of Sparassis crispa, 852 nucleotides long. Its product is annotated as kinase-like protein. The coding region runs from base 1 to 852 and encodes 283 amino acids. The transcript is spliced from 2 exons. The record is from RefSeq and is a predicted model, not a curated record. NCBI's taxonomy places the organism in Eukaryota, Fungi, Basidiomycota, Agaricomycetes, Polyporales, Sparassidaceae.
AUGACCCUCUCAAUCGUAUAUCGCAUUAUGUCGCUCAUGGUCUCCUUCUUGCCUGUGCGUUUCCGUGCCAAGCUGUGGACGUACCUGAUGCAUGUCGGGGUUCGUCAAUGGCCACGCGAAAGCGCUGCCCAGCGCAUACCUGGAGGCAUGUAUGUCAAAGCAAGCUCGCUCAUCCGCCUUAGCGAAGGUCAAGUCCUCCGUUACGUUGGGGCUCACACUUCCCUACCGGUUCCAGUCGUUGUCGACAAUUUCACUUUCGGAAGGAAUACGUUCCUUGUUAUGUCUCGCCUGACUGGCCAGCCACUGAGCGAGGUGUACGUCGAUAUCACACCAGAGGUAGAAGGCCUCUUAAGUGCGCAGCUCUCUCGAAUCUUAGCGCCACUUCGAGCACUUCCUCCUCCGUCGGACGCCGUUUGCGGAUGGGACAAUGGCCCGGUUCACUGCGAACGGGUUGCUUUUGGUUCUCCGCCAGUCGGGCCUUGGGAGUCAGUUGCUGCCUUCCACCACGAACUGAUGGCACGUACGAGACGAUUGGUUGUUCCUGAAGAGAAGACCGAGGUAGUCCACGACGUUGUUCAGCGGGCCCAUUCACGCACCCAUCGUGUGUGUCUCACACGCAACGACCUGGGACCACACAACGUCCUGGUGGAUGCCAGCUGGAAAAUCACAGGCAUUAUCGACUGGGAAGCAUGUGCAUGGAUGCCUGAAUACUGGGAACUCACAAAAGGGACUUUUCUUCCUCAGUGUCGAAAAGGUCGUUGGAAUAGGAUCAUGACCGCUGUUUUUCCGAUGUAUGCGCUUGAGCUGGAAGCGGAGCGGUACAUCGUGAACUACAGAGAGUGUUACGCCUGA